GAGGCGAGGGCAGGCUACAGCAACACAGUCAGUGCUGCUAGUUCUUCUAUCGAGAAGAAGUAUCCCGAUAUCGUGGAAGGUCGAAUUCAGGGAACAAAACCUCAUCUAUCAAGCCGAGAUAAAACCGACGCCAAGAAUGUCGUUACUGUUGGGUAUCAUUCCAGGAAUGGCACCAGGUAUUUGUCAAUUCAUGCACAUGAAGAUGGCACAUGGAAGGAGUUUCUUUCACGAGCGGGUCAAUCAGCAUCCAAGUCCGAAGGAAAGGAUGACCCCAAGUCAAAGUCGCAGGGACAGGCUUGAUUCUCGGAGUCUUUGCCCUUCGAUGAAUAUAGAGGCUUGGUUCUUCUAG
Molecule: messenger RNA, 349 nt
Organism: Aspergillus japonicus CBS 114.51
Lineage: Eukaryota; Fungi; Ascomycota; Eurotiomycetes; Eurotiales; Aspergillaceae
Exons: 3
Source: RefSeq, a predicted model, not a curated record